AUGGUUCGUCCGGACCCCAGCGAACCUGGGGCAGACAAUUGGUACAUGGUCGAUGACCCGCGCCAACGGAAGCGCAUCCAAGAUCGUUUAGCACAACGAGCAAGACGAAAGCGACUCGCCGACUCCAAAAGACACACCCCGGCUCCAGAUAUGGUGGUAACGAGACACAUUAAUACAGAACCCUUGACACCCACAAGCGCCAAUCAGUCGACCUUCGUUGCUACUGACGACGAUGACGAUGCUACCUACAUCCCAAUCCCCUGUUCGCCAGACAUGUCUGAAUUUCCUACCCCGGUGUUCAUCCCAGACGACUCAUCAAGUAACGGGGGCUUUUCAUCGGUAAUGCCCAUGACCGUCUGGGCAGCUCUGUAUAUCAACGGUUCGAUAAUGGGAAUCACUUGCUCUAUGUGCUUCCCUUCAAAAUCAAAACCGGUAGCGUCCAAUGUUCCCGAUAUCUUGCAUCCUACCGCGCUACAGCUUUACAGCAUACAUCCUCCCUGGAUUGAUCGAUUUCCGUUUCCUCGAAUGCGAGACAAUUUGAUCACUCUAAUUGGAUUACUCGAAGAGGAGGAAUUCCUGCAGGAUUUAUUUUGCAUGUCGAGUUUUAAAAUCAAGUCCGGUGGGGCAUCCUGGGAUCCCAAUGCUUGGACUAUCAGCAAAAGCUUUUGUGCAAAAUGGGGCUUUCUAUUUACGGGUAACUACCCGUGA
Molecule: messenger RNA, 708 nt
Organism: Talaromyces rugulosus
Lineage: Eukaryota; Fungi; Ascomycota; Eurotiomycetes; Eurotiales; Trichocomaceae
Exons: 2
Coding region: 1-708 (235 amino acids)
Source: RefSeq, a predicted model, not a curated record